Molecule: messenger RNA, 315 nt
Organism: Aptenodytes forsteri (emperor penguin)
Lineage: Eukaryota; Metazoa; Chordata; Aves; Sphenisciformes; Spheniscidae
Gene: NCMAP
Product: non-compact myelin associated protein
Exons: 3
Coding region: 4-315 (103 amino acids)
Biological process (GO): peripheral nervous system myelin formation; regulation of myelination
Cellular component (GO): Schmidt-Lanterman incisure; plasma membrane; paranode region of axon
Molecular function (GO): structural constituent of myelin sheath
Source: RefSeq, a predicted model, not a curated record
ACGAUGACGACAGCCGCACCACCGAUCAAUAAUACUCAGUUCUCAGUCAAUGUGACCACAAAGUAUCGAGAACAAAGUCUUUAUCAAAGUUCUGGAGCAAUAGUUGCUGCCAUCGUAGUAGGAGUGAUUAUUAUUUUUACAGCGGUUCUGCUCAUAUUGAAAACAUAUAACAGACGCAUGAGAGUGAAGCGGGAGCUGGAACCCAAACCCACCAAACCAGCAAUGCCACCUGCUUUAGGGCAGAACAGCAACAGCGUGGCGCAGCAUCCUACGGUGACUUUCAUACCUGUGGAUAUCCACAUGCAGAACAGAUAA